Molecule: messenger RNA, 2946 nt
Organism: Anthostomella pinea
Lineage: Eukaryota; Fungi; Ascomycota; Sordariomycetes; Xylariales; Xylariaceae
Source: the annotation of a GenBank genome assembly
AUGGCUGAAGUCCAGGCUAGAUCCCAGACGGCGGCAUCCGCGCGCGGUAGAGGUGGUGGCCGAGGCGGCAGAGGUGGCUUCGCCGCCCGUGGUGGUGCUAACAGACGAGCCAACGGCGACAAGUCCACAGCUGCAGACGCCCCCGCUGCCUCCGACGACGACGACGGCGACGUCGGCCAGCUGCGCAAGCAGUUCGGCGACAAGCUAGAUCUCAUCAAGGAACUCUUCCCGGACUGGUCUGAUGCCGACAUUCUCUACGCCCUCAAGGAAACCGAUGGUGACGUUGAAGUCGCUGCUACGCGCAUCGCUGAUGGCACAAUCUCUCAAUGGGGCGAGGUAUCGAAGCCCAAGAAAACCACUGCCCGUCCUAAGGCGAAAGACUCGGCUCCCUCCACUGGCCUCACUGAAUCGUCCGGUAACAGCAGACCCGUGCGUGGAGGUCGUGUAGAAGGUGCUCGGGGUGGCCGUGGUCGCGGCAGUGAGAGGGCUCGUGGAGCGGGCAGAGGCCGGGCGACCUCCCUGACCCCGACGAAUGGCCAUCAAUCCAAGCAGCAGCCGCUUUCUGUCCCUACUGAUGAGUCCACUGGCUGGGGCACUACGAACGCAACCGAGGAGACCGGCGCGAACGACUGGAGCAAUUCUGCUUGGGCUGCCGACUCGACUACUGAAACUGCCACUACUCCCACCCCCGCUGCUGCCACUACUGAAGGCUCUGCCAAAUCUACCGUCAUUCCUCAAGGCACUGGCAAGACUUGGGCCAGCAUGCUCAGGCAGUCCACCGCUCCGAAAGUAGCACCGAAGCCCCAAGAAGCACCCGCCCCGAUGCCUUCCGAAGCUCUGGAACCCCUCCCGCCUGCUGAGCCUGUUGCGCCUGAACUUGACGUGCCAGUUGAGGAGACAGCUGAGGAACCCGUCGAGUUGCCGGCCGCCGUCGAGACCCCGAAGGUAGUCGAGCCCGACACUACCAUACCCCCGUCCGAAGACGACUUGACCAAGUUGAACCUUGAACAGCUUCCCGACGAGUCCAACCCUCCCGCAACUGCCACCGCAGCCAGCACUGCUGCCGAUUCGUGGGACCCUCGCCAACAACAGCAGCAAAGCGCUACAGCCACACCGUUGUCAGCUGCACAGGCUCAACACCAGACUUCCCGCCCCACUACCAGCGGCUACGCGGCGACCGCUUUGAAAGCCACUGAUCGCCCGGCUACUCGAAUGCCUAGUUACCAGCGACGCUUGCUGGAGCAAGAGGAAGCUGUACGGAUGCCCGGAAACCGGGAGGUGGAUCGUGCUGCCGUACAAUUCGGCGCUUUCAGCCUCAACGGUACCGAGGACGACAUUGACGGUGAUCGCGAAGACCCAGAGACACGAACUCAACCUCCCCCAGAGUCGCCAGUUGCAGUUCCCCGUGCCUCUCUUCCGCCCGUGUCACAGCCUGCGCAUCCUGCACAGGUUUCUGAUGCAUUCUCCGCUCAGAAGCCAAACACUUCGUUGUCUCAGGCGCCUGGCACAGCUGGUACAAUCCCCUCUCACUUUUACCAGGUUGACAACCCGACUAAUGGUGUCCUAGCAACAGCUGUAGCACCUCCCACGGGUCCCGCCGCCGCGACUGUUCAGCCGCCCCAAGCGCCCCAGCAAUACGGACGGUUCCCUCAGGCGAGCACACAGGAGCCUGCCGGUUUCCCGCAGAAAUCUUACGACAGUUUCGGCCAGCAGACCGCAACAACCUCGGCCGGAAGCUUUGACAACUUCACCGCUCCUACCACCCAGCCAUCUGGUCCUCAAAGCAGCAGCGCAUUCAGCUCUGCCCCUAACGAAUACUCGACUUACUCUGCGUAUAACAACCCACAGAGUCGCAACGCCUAUGACAACUACUACGGACAGCAAUACGGCCAGCAGCAAGCUGGACAGGGUCACCACGAUACACCGAACGCCCACAACCGUGGGUUUGGUGGCUACAAUGCCUCUCAGAAUGAGAACCUCAGCCAGUAUCCGCAGAGCGGUGCCCAGCCGUCUCGAUACCAAGCUGUCCCCUCUGCUGAUGCCCACAACAGCGGACACAACACGCCAAACCCCGUCGGCCAGGCCCAGCCGCAAAGCUCUGCGCAAACCAACCAGUCCCAAUCCAAUCUCCACCAGCAGCAGCCGCCUGCUAACGCAUACCCCUAUGGUCAUCCAUACUACUCGAGCCCCUACUAUUCUCAAUACAUGAACUACAGCGGAGGAUAUGGGCAGGGUGGAUACGGCGGCGGCGGCGGCGGUGGCGGCGGCCCUUACGGUAAGGGGGGCGGCUAUGUGCAGCCCCAAUAUGGCAUGACACCUCAAGGUCCUUUUGACCACGGUUCCUCCCCAGCUGCCGGCGGCUUCGGACAGUCGUCUGUAGGCGGACGCGACAGUGGGCUAGGUUCCAGCGUUGACAACUACGGCCGCGCUGGAUCUUCUCACUCCGGGGCUCCGGCUGGCCUCGGGGGCAGCAGCGGAUUUGGAGGCAUGCAUGACACCUUUGCACGUGGCUCGGCUUACCCAUCACAGGGUGGUCAGUCCUACAAUGGUCCGAAUGCGCCGGGAUCCAACACGGCUGCUGGAGCUGACGAUUUGAAGCCAUAUGGUGAGCCGAAGACUGCUGGCGGACCUAGCCCGUCUCUCGCUGCUGCGGCACGCCCGGGCUCCACUGCCAAUGCUACACCGGCUGGAUCUGGCCUUCCACCUCCCCAGUCGCAGCAAGGCAUGGGUGGCUACGGAGGUUACCCUAGUCAUCUCAGUCACGGUCUGCACGGCAACCAGACGGGAGGCAGCGGAUAUGGCCUAGGUGGUUCCGGCGGCCAAGGCCAAGGCUAUGGCAACACCCCGUACGGUGGUGGUUAUGGCGGCAACCAGAGCUUCGGCGGAAACCACUAUGGUGGCCGGCAAGGUCAGCAAGGUGGAGGAUGGGGCAAUAACUACCACUAG